Messenger RNA from Penicillium vulpinum, 1416 nucleotides. RefSeq names its product ornithine-oxo-acid transaminase (gene car2). Gene Ontology annotation, cellular component: cytoplasm. Gene Ontology annotation, molecular function: pyridoxal phosphate binding; L-ornithine transaminase activity; identical protein binding. The record is from RefSeq and is a predicted model, not a curated record. The transcript has 3 exons. Bases 1 to 1416 code for a protein of 471 amino acids. NCBI's taxonomy places the organism in Eukaryota, Fungi, Ascomycota, Eurotiomycetes, Eurotiales, Aspergillaceae.
AUGUCUACCGACGGACCUUUCUCCCACUAUCAUGCUGCUUCUUCUGCUGAAGCCAUUGAGUCCGAGAAGGAAUAUGCUGCCCAUAACUACCACCCUCUUCCUGUUGUCUUUGCACGGGCUCAGGGCACUUCGGUCUGGGACCCCGAAGGUCGUCACUAUCUUGACUUCCUCUCCGCCUACUCCGCUGUGAACCAAGGCCACUGCCACCCCAAAUUGAUUGCUGCACUGGUAGACCAAGCUUCGCGUGUAACUCUGAGCUCCCGUGCAUUCUACAAUGAUGUUUUCCCUCGCUUUGCCAAGUUCGUUACCGCGUACUUUGGCUUUGACAUGGUGAUGCCCAUGAACACCGGUGCCGAGGCGGUCGAGACUGGUAUCAAAAUCGCCCGCAAAUGGGGGUACAAGGUCAAGGGCAUUCCAGAAAAUAAAGCCAUUGUCUUGAGUGCAGAAAAUAACUUCCAUGGGCGUACGUUCGCCGCCAUUUCCCUAUCUUCCGACCCCGAGUCACGGGAACACUACGGUCCUUAUCUUCCCGGUAUCGGAUGCACGAUCCCAGGAACUGAGAAGCCCAUCGCCUACAAUGACAAGGCAGCUCUACGUGAGGCGUUUGAGGCGGCAGGCCCCAACCUGGCUGCUUUCCUCAUCGAGCCUAUCCAGGGCGAAGCAGGCAUCGUUGUCCCUGACCCAGACUAUCUAAAGGAGGCCCGAGCACUCUGCGACAAGCACAACGUGCUGCUGAUCUGCGACGAGAUCCAAACUGGCAUUGCGCGCACAGGUAAGCUGUUGUGUCACGAGUGGAGCGGAAUCAAGCCCGACCUUGUCUUGCUCGGUAAGGCUAUCUCGGGUGGUAUGUACCCAGUUUCUUGCGUGCUGGGUAGCAAGGACGUCAUGCUCACGGUCGAGCCUGGUACCCAUGGUUCGACCUACGGCGGGAACCCACUGGGUUGUGCUGUUGCUAUUCGCGCGCUCGAGGUCGUGCGCGAGGAGCACAUGGUCGAGCGUGCGGAGAAACUCGGACAUUUGUUCCGAGAUGGGCUAGUGGCUCUCAAGAGCCCGCUCAUCCAGACAGUGCGUGGAAAGGGCUUGCUCAAUGCCAUUGUCAUUGAUGAGUCGAAGACGAAUGGACAUACCGCUUGGGAUUUGUGCAUGUUGAUGAAAGAGAAGGGUUUGUUGGCCAAACCAACCCACCAGAACAUCAUUCGCCUUGCUCCUCCGCUAGUCAUCACGGAGGAGGAGAUCCAACAAGCGCUUAACAUCAUCAAGGAGGCUGUGACAGAACUCCCCAAUCCCAAGGGUGCAUCGGAGGAUCAAGUCAUCCCUCCCCCGAGAAGAAGGUCAAGAUUGACCUUGAGAACUAGCCGCAUCUAUCAAGGGCGGGAAGUCCGUAGGUCCACAUAUCGCCGCUGCAAUCCCGGAUGA